Messenger RNA from Homo sapiens (human), 2333 nucleotides. It is a transcript of the gene MORF4L1, whose product is annotated as mortality factor 4 like 1. Gene Ontology annotation, molecular function: chromatin binding. Bases 554 to 1261 code for a protein of 235 amino acids. The transcript is spliced from 12 exons. NCBI's taxonomy places the organism in Eukaryota, Metazoa, Chordata, Mammalia, Primates, Hominidae. Gene Ontology annotation, biological process: chromatin organization; regulation of DNA-templated transcription; positive regulation of double-strand break repair via homologous recombination. Gene Ontology annotation, cellular component: nucleus; NuA4 histone acetyltransferase complex; nucleosome. The record is from RefSeq and is marked validated.
AAAUCCGGCCCAGGAUGUAGAGCUGGCAGUGCCUGACGGCGCGUCUGACGCGGAGUUGGGUGGGGUAGAGAGUAGGGGGCGGUAGUCGGGGGUGGUGGGAGAAGGAGGAGGCGGCGAAUCACUUAUAAAUGGCGCCGAAGCAGGACCCGAAGCCUAAAUUCCAGGAGGGUGAGUGUGCGCCUUUGGGAAAAAGGCACCUAACGGCGCAGGAGAUAGAGGCGGGCUCGAGGUGAUUGAGGCUUGAGGGCCGGGGGCGGCGCGGGCUGCGCCCUGAGAAGGCGGCGGUCAGUGCUUUGUGCGGGGAAAGCGCAUUGCGGAUGGCAAUUCCGGUGAGCGAGUGCUGUGCUUUCAUGGGCCUCUUCUUUAUGAAGCAAAGUGUGUAAAGGUUGCCAUAAAGGACAAACAAGUGAAAUACUUCAUACAUUACAGUGGUUGGAAUAAAAAUUGGGAUGAAUGGGUUCCGGAGAGCAGAGUACUCAAAUACGUGGACACCAAUUUGCAGAAACAGCGAGAACUUCAAAAAGCCAAUCAGGAGCAGUAUGCAGAGGGGAAGAUGAGAGGGGCUGCCCCAGGAAAGAAGACAUCUGGUCUGCAACAGAAAAAUGUUGAAGUGAAAACGAAAAAGAACAAACAGAAAACACCUGGAAAUGGAGAUGGUGGCAGUACCAGUGAGACCCCUCAGCCUCCUCGGAAGAAAAGGGCCCGGGUAGAUCCUACUGUUGAAAAUGAGGAAACAUUCAUGAACAGAGUUGAAGUUAAAGUAAAGAUUCCUGAAGAGCUAAAACCGUGGCUUGUUGAUGACUGGGACUUAAUUACCAGGCAAAAACAGCUCUUUUAUCUUCCUGCCAAGAAGAAUGUGGAUUCCAUUCUUGAGGAUUAUGCAAAUUACAAGAAAUCUCGUGGAAACACAGAUAAUAAGGAGUAUGCGGUUAAUGAAGUUGUGGCAGGGAUAAAAGAAUACUUCAACGUAAUGUUGGGUACCCAGCUACUCUAUAAAUUUGAGAGACCACAGUAUGCUGAAAUUCUUGCAGAUCAUCCCGAUGCACCCAUGUCCCAGGUGUAUGGAGCGCCACAUCUCCUGAGAUUAUUUGUACGAAUUGGAGCAAUGUUGGCUUAUACACCUCUGGAUGAGAAGAGCCUUGCUUUAUUACUCAAUUAUCUUCACGAUUUCCUAAAGUACCUGGCAAAGAAUUCUGCAACUUUGUUCAGUGCCAGCGAUUAUGAAGUGGCUCCUCCUGAGUACCAUCGGAAAGCUGUGUGAGAGGCACUCUCACUCACUUAUGUUUGGAUCUCCGUAAACACAUUUUUGUUCUUAGUCUAUCUCUUGUACAAACGAUGUGCUUUGAAGAUGUUAGUGUAUAACAAUUGAUGUUUGUUUUCUGUUUGAUUUUAAACAGAGAAAAAAUAAAAGGGGGUAAUAGCUCCUUUUUUCUUCUUUCUUUUUUUUUUUCAUUUCAAAAUUGCUGCCAGUGUUUUCAAUGAUGGACAACAGAGGGAUAUGCUGUAGAGUGUUUUAUUGCCUAGUUGACAAAGCUGCUUUUGAAUGCUGGUGGUUCUAUUCCUUUGACACUACGCACUUUUAUAAUACAUGUUAAUGCUAUAUGACAAAAUGCUCUGAUUCCUAGUGCCAAAGGUUCAAUUCAGUGUAUAUAACUGAACACACUCAUCCAUUUGUGCUUUUGUUUUUUUUUAUGGUGCUUAAAGUAAAGAGCCCAUCCUUUGCAAGUCAUCCAUGUUGUUACUUAGGCAUUUUAUCUUGGCUCAAAUUGUUGAAGAAUGGUGGCUUGUUUCAUGGUUUUUGUAUUUGUGUCUAAUGCACGUUUUAACAUGAUAGACGCAAUGCAUUGUGUAGCUAGUUUUCUGGAAAAGUCAAUCUUUUAGGAAUUGUUUUUCAGAUCUUCAAUAAAUUUUUUCUUUAAAUUUCAAAGAACAAUGUGCUUGUGUUGAUGCCUUACAAAAACCAUUGUAUAUUUGUGUAUUCCUUCUUGUAUUUAGACAGUGGUUUUUCAGGUGCGUGCUUUGUUUUCUGGUAUGGCCUUUAUGGAAUGAGACGCUUUAGCUUUGGUACGUAGCGCUAAUCCAUAGCAGCUUUGGCAGUUUGCUGUCUUGAGUCUUAGCUAAAAAGUUAGAAGUUUACAUGACUGUUUUUUUUAUUUUCCCUAAAUUAUUACUUACUCUGAGCAUUAAUUAAGGGCAUUUUCACCUGUGUAAAAUUAUGGUCAGCUUUUUUCUGUCUAUAAUUGUUUACUUUUGUGGGUUUACUCUAGAAACAUGAGCCAAAAAUGUCAAUAGACAACACAGUAUUAAAAUAACCCAAAAGUUGUAAAGGGCAA